Mucor mucedo is the source of this 1209-nucleotide messenger RNA. RefSeq names its product aspartic peptidase domain-containing protein. The transcript is spliced from 4 exons. Gene Ontology annotation, biological process: proteolysis. Gene Ontology annotation, molecular function: aspartic-type endopeptidase activity. NCBI's taxonomy places the organism in Eukaryota, Fungi, Mucoromycota, Mucoromycetes, Mucorales, Mucoraceae. Bases 1 to 1209 code for a protein of 402 amino acids. The record is from RefSeq and is a predicted model, not a curated record.
AUGGUGAAUUCAUUUGGACUUUUUCUAUCUUCUGCACUUGUGCUCUGUCUUUUAAAACCAGUCCUUACCGAACCCUUAAAUGUCGGUUUAGAGAGUACCCAAAGUCGACCCAUGAACACGCCAGAACGUGUGAAAAGAGCUUUGGCAAAAUAUAAUAUCAAUGAUGAAAAAAUCAAUGCAAGAGUCAGAUCCGCUGGCGGUGGCGCUUCCAUUGAACUUUCAAGUGCCUAUGUUGACAUUGAGUAUCUUGGGUAUAUUCAUAUCGGUACACCACCACAAAAAUUCAAUAUGGAUUUUGAUACAGGUAGCUCCGAUAUAUGGAUACCUUCCAUGGCAUGUGGCAAUUCUUGUGGAUCUCAUCGUCGUUAUGACUCGACUCUAUCCUCCACAUACGAAUCAGGUGCGAAUAAAACCUGGGCACUUCAUUAUGGCGACGGUUCGAGUGUGAUUGGCAACACUGCACGAGAUACAGUACAUUUAGGAAAUAUCAGCCAACCUGGUCAAUUGAUUGGUUUGGUCUCGAAAGAAACCGCACAAUUUGCUACAGACAGGUUCCUCGAUGGUAUCUUUGGUCUAGGUUUCCCUCCCUUGGCUUUCACUGGUAUUAAUAACUCGAUUGUAGAGGACUUGCAUUGGUCUGGUACCAUUCCUGCCCCCAUCGUUAGUUUUCAUUUAGGUCAUUAUCGGGAUGGUGGCAAAGGUGAAAUUUUGUUUGGCGAUAUGAAUGCGGAUCAUUUUGAAGGCGAGCUUAAGUAUGUUCCUGUGACUAUUAAAAAAUAUUGGCAAGUGGAUCUUACCAAUGUCAUGGUUGACGGAAAUCCCAUCUUGAACAAGACUUUGCCUGCUAUUGUGGAUACGGGUACCACACUUAUUAUUGUCCCGGCCUAUAUCGCCAAGGAAAUUCAUGCAAAGAUCCCUGGUGCCGAAUACAGUCCCAUGUACGGUUGGCGUAUACCUUGUUCCUUUGGUGAACAAACCACCGAAGAAACCAUUGUCUUUCAACUAGGUCAAGAGGAAUUUCCUAUCCCACUCCGUGAUUUCGUACGUGCUAAAACCUCACCAAGCUCGGGGGAUGUUCAAAUGUGUUACUCUGGUAUUGCUCAAGCCAAUACACCAUUGAUUAUUUUAGGUGAUACUUUUCUAAGAAGUUUUUAUUCUGUAUUUGAUUUUGGAAAUGCUCGUAUCGGCUUGGCUAGAUCCAAAGCUUAA